UAUUGCGUUGCUUCUUAUCUUCUAUUUUGUUAUUGUGACGAAAAUAGAAAGUCAAGUGAUAUAUUGACAGAAAAAUUCCAACGUUGUCAUUUAUGUAUGUGUACAUGAUGAUUUAUUAUCGCGAUUGCAUUUAAGAGACUUCUCUAUAAAGUGAAUUAAUUUUAAUUUAACAUUUCUGCUUGCAGACAAUAAAAUUUCCGAUUAGAAUACAAAGGUCGUGAAUAAUCAACAUGAGCUCACGUCACGCCCUUUACACCGUUGAGGUGGGUGAUACUAAAUUCACAAUAUUGAAACGUUAUCAGAAUCUUAAGCCGAUUGGAUCAGGUGCACAAGGAAUUGUUUGGGUUUAGAAUCACAAAUUAUUUUAUCAGUUUAUUGACCGUUGUUGUUAUUGCACGUUGUCUUGCAAAAAAAAAAAGAGAAAAGAUUAUAAAAGAAAGAAAAAAGAAGUUUUUUGUUGGAUUGAUAUUAAAAUAAGACGAAACAUAAAAUGGCAGAAGACGAAGCUCGAAACUACACAAGCUACACAUUUGGUGACACAGAAUUUAUCGUGCCUUCACGAUAUAUUGAGUUGUCAGCUCGCGGAACUGGCGCUCAAGGCAUGGUCUGUGCCGCAUAUGAUACCGUCACACAGCAAAAUGUCGCGAUCAAAAAAUUAUCGAGGCCAUUCCAGAAUGUUACACAUGCCAAACGAGCCUACAGGGAAUUUAAGCUUAUGAAAUUAGUCAAUCAUAAAAAUAUCAUCGGUUUGUUAAAUGCGUUCACGCCACAACGGACUUUGGAGGAAUUCCAAGAUGUAUAUCUCGUCAUGGAGCUGAUGGAUGCAAACCUUUGCCAGGUCAUCCAAAUGGAUCUCGAUCACGAGCGAAUGUCAUAUUUGCUUUAUCAAAUGCUGUGCGGCAUUAAACACUUACACUCGGCCGGAAUUAUUCAUAGGGACUUAAAGCCAUCAAAUAUCGUCGUAAAGUCUGAUUGUACUCUGAAAAUUCUCGAUUUUGGUUUGGCUCGUACAGCUGGCACGACAUUUAUGAUGACUCCAUAUGUCGUCACAAGAUAUUAUCGCGCACCCGAAGUCAUUCUUGGCAUGGGCUAUAAAGAGAACGUCGAUAUAUGGUCAGUAGGCUGUAUUAUGGGUGAAAUGAUAAGAGGUGGUGUUCUUUUCCCUGGAACGGAUCACAUUGAUCAAUGGAAUAAGAUAAUUGAACAACUUGGUACACCGUCACAAUCGUUCAUGCAACGUUUACAACCGACUGUAAGAAAUUAUGUCGAAAAUCGACCCAGAUAUCAAGGCUACUCAUUUGAUCGUCUCUUUCCCGACGUCCUCUUCCCGAGCGAUUCCAGCGAGCAUAAUCGCUUGAAGGCAUCACAAGCUCGGGACUUACUCAGUAAAAUGUUAGUUGUUGAUCCUGAACAUCGCAUUUCAGUUGAUCAAGCAUUAUUGCAUAGUUACAUUUACGUGUGGUACGAUGAGAGCGAGGUCAAUGCGGUGAGUAUAAAACCGGCACCUGGUCCUUAUGAUCACAGUGUCGACGAACGUGAGCACACUGUUGAGCAGUGGAAAGAGCUCAUCUAUCAAGAAGUUGUCGAUUAUGAAGGUCGCAAUCAUGUGGAGCAAGAGCAACCACGGUAGAAAUCAGCGUAUUCAUAUCAACAACCAAACAUUCGUUUUGUUUAAUCUUCAACUUCUUACUUUAUUUAAAAAAUGUGACAAAAAAGAUAAAAGAAAAAGUAAAAAAGAAAUAUAAAUUGAGUGAUAAUAUGGAGAAGAAUAAUGUAAUGUGCAUGACAACAUCAUCAUCAUCGUCAUUGCUUCAUUAAAUUGUAGAUCCUCGUCAAUAUUUAUGAUGAUCCAAAAAGAAAAGAAAAACUAUUAUCGUGUAAUUAGCACAAAGAUAAAUGAAAAAGGAAAGUGACAAAGAAUAUAAAAUCUGAUUACAUAAAGUGAGAAAAACUAUAAGGAGCAGCUGUUUAAUCAACCCCCGUCUCUCUUCUCCUCAAAUAAAUAAAAAAUAAAAUAAAAAGACUCUUCAUCGUGUUCAUAAAUAAAUUGUGAGGCAAAGUGAAAGAUGUCAGAUUGGAUAAGCAGAGGUUUUAGGAUGACAUUAAAGGCAGCCUCGUAAAUAUUCAUGUAAAUAGUAAAAACCUUUUUAAUCGAAAGGAUAAUGGACAGCAAAAACUAAACUUUUAAAGAAAAUUAAAAAAAAAACGUAAUAAAUUGUUGAGAAUGCAGCUUAAGUUUCAUAGCGUAACGAGUCAUUCGAUAAUGAAAAAAAAAAUUAAAAACUUUUAUAAUUUUCUCCUUUAAAUAUCUUUCUCAGAUAUUUGUUUCCUUCUUUUGAUUUAUGCUUCUCUUUUUUCCUCUAAGGAUACUUAACAUAAUUAUGAUGUGAAACACUCAUAAAGUAGUGAAGAAAAAAAAAAGUAAAAUAGUUAAUUAAAGAAAAAUAACUUACGCAUGAAAGAUUGAAGAGUUCGUGCAACAAACUUUUCUCAUUUUUAAUUAAGUUAAAGGAAGAAAAAAUAAGAAAUAAGUUGCAAAGAAAUGUGAGAGACUGUGCAAUAGGAAACACGACAUGAUAAAUAGUAUAAAAUGCUUAUGAGAUUGGAAAGUUUUAUUUUAUUUCAUUUCAAAAAGAUUGAGGAAGAAAGCGAAGGAAUUUAUUUUAAUAUAGAAAUGACGAAUGCAAAGAAUGAAUUAGAGAAAUAUCUAAUCGACAAAAAAUUACUUAACUGAUGUAUGCAAACGUUCAACAAUUGCAAAAUUACGUAAAUAAGACUUCUUGUGAUUCAAUUAAGAGUUGAAUAUGAAAAGUUAUAAAGUAAAGAUUUCAUUUUACUUGAAAUUCCUGAUGCGUGCUUUGAAUUAUGUGAAGCCAAACGGGGAUUUUAUAUUUAAUGAUUAAAAGUUUCAUUAAACUGAAUUUCUUCUUCUACUUCGAAUGAUUAAAGUUUCUCUUUAUCUUCGAUUUACGAGUCUGUUUGUAAUUGUUUUAACCGACUACCGGUGAUUCUUCAUUAUCAUGUCUUUCUCAAAGUUUCCCAAUAUUCUUCAAGACAGAUUCUUACAAUAAAUAAAACAUAAAAAUUUAUCAAGUUCAUUGCACGCUUGAAUCAUUUUCAUAAAUUUAUCAAUACAUGAUAAAAGUUAAAAUAUCAAUCGCACACAUUGAAAAUUAUUAUCUAAUAAUUUAGAAAGGAAUGAAGAAAGAGAAAUAAAUAAUUAUUCACAAAACUUACAAGCGAAAGGUCAUUUGCUUAAAUAUUUAUUGUAUCAUUGUGUCUGGAAAGUUACCUACUCUUGAUCAUCAAAUUAAUUUCUUUCCUUUAUUUUAAAUUAAAUUAUAUAUUAAAAAAUUUAACAAAGUUUAUCAUAAUUUUUUGUUGACUUUACUUUGUAAGAUUAUGAAAUAGAAAAAUAUUCUAGAAGUGAAACUUUUCACUGUAAGUAGAUUUAAAAUUCAGCAAAAAGAGCGAAAGAAGUUUUUGUUUUCUCAAGAUUCUUAUUCGCGUGGGAAAAAUAAUAUUGUCAAAGAAUGUCGCUUGAAGCAAGUUGAGAGAGAAAGCGAAAAGCUCGCUAAUGAGCCUCGCUUUCUUCGUUGCGGAUGGUUCAGUAUCGAAUACAUAAAAUAAGAUGAUAACAAAAGCUUCAUUUUCCACUACCAAAAAGUGAACUCAAAUAAAGUUAUUGAAUUAAUUUUCCUCAUUUUUUUCAUCUCAACCUUCCGGUCUUUCAAGAAGAAAAAAAAAGAAUCCUUGCCAGGCACAAUGAUCGUAAUCCAACCUUAUAAUUUAUUUAAUAAAUUCAACUCCUCGUUCUUUUGUACAUUAAAAAGACAACAAAAUAUGUAACAAAAAAAGAGAAAGCAAUGUUUUUAUACAUGACAAAAAAUAAUAAAAACAAAUAUCGCACAGAAUGUUUUCGCUUUUCAUAUUUUUUCUCCUUUUAAAAAAAAGAAAAAUUAAAUUUUGUAAAUACGAGAAGAAAACGAAGGAAACGUUGAACUUUUCUUCCUACGAUUUAUAAAAUCAUUAAAGGAGAACUUUUUAAAUUAUCAGUUCAAGUUUUCCAUUUCUAACUUACAAGCUUUCUUUUUUACUUACUUUUCUCUGGGAAAUGAAUUUUCUUUUUCUCAACAACCAACACAAAUGAAAUCAAUAAGAAACACGUCCAAAUGCAAAAAAGAAAUGUCUCAUGAGACAACUUAAUUUUGUAUAAAAAGUUAUAAAUAAAAACUUUCGAAAUGAUGCAUAAAGUAAUGUAAAGAAGGAAACGUUAGAAAAAAAAAUAUUUAAUCGAUUUCCUUUCGCCUAAAACUCCUUAAACUUCCUUUUUCUCUUUGCGAUCUUUAGGAAACUCCUCUCCCGCUUUUUAAAGCUAUUUAAUUGACAAAUGAAAUAAAAAUAAUAAUAAAUUAAAUAAAGUUAAAACUUAAAUUGGAGUGAAUGAAUGGCGAAGGCGUUUUAAGUGGAAAUUUCAUAGAUCUUAAGAUAUUUUAUGUUCUGUUUUGACUGUCUCUUCAUUUACUCACUCAAAUCAAGCAUUUUUUAUUUAAAUGAUGAUUGAUAUAAUGAAAAAAUAUGAAAUCUUACUUAAAAUGACAAGAGAAGAGAAUUAACUAAUAAUAAAAUGAAUUGUAAAUCAUUUGUAUUGUCCUUGUCUCGUUUCAUAAGAAAAGCAAAGAAAUUGAUUGAUAUAAAUCAUGAAAGAAAGAAACUUUCUAAAAGAAAUUAAAGUUAAAGGAAAGCUAGUUUCAAAAUGAAGGUUAAUAUUAGAACAAUAGGUUUUUAAUCUUACAUUUAUUCUCCCUUCGAAAGAAACACAACACACAAUAAUGAAAACAAAAAUUAUUAAUCAAACUUCUAGCAAAAAAAUUAAUAAAAAAAAAAUAGUUUGGCUAAUUUUAAAGAACAGAAGAAAGAGAAAUGAAAUUGAAUAAAAAAUAAAGAAAUGCCCGCGAAUGAAUUCGAAGAUAAAGAUCAUGAUGAUGAGAAUGAUUUUGAAAUUCUUUAGCAAGCUUAAUUGCUUUGCAAUGUGCAAGAAAAAUAAAUUGAGUAAAAUGAAAGAAAAUAUGCAAUGGUGAAAAUAUAAAAGAUUAAAGAAAAGAUAAUUAAACAUGAAUGGUAUGAAUGAUGAAUAAAAAAAUGUGAAAAAUUAAGAAUGAGAAAUUAAUAAACAAAAGAAAUAUUUAUCAAUACUUUGUAAAAUGUAUUUUUACUUUUAAUCAAACAUUUCAG
Molecule: messenger RNA, 5235 nt
Organism: Clunio marinus
Lineage: Eukaryota; Metazoa; Arthropoda; Insecta; Diptera; Chironomidae
Source: the annotation of a GenBank genome assembly